This is a messenger RNA of Symphalangus syndactylus (siamang), 1771 nucleotides long. It is a transcript of the gene WDR31, whose product is annotated as WD repeat domain 31. The record is from RefSeq and is a predicted model, not a curated record. NCBI's taxonomy places the organism in Eukaryota, Metazoa, Chordata, Mammalia, Primates, Hylobatidae. Gene Ontology annotation, molecular function: protein binding.
CUUUUCUCCCGCACUCCCGCCCUAGCAACGUGCGCCUGCUGCUAGGGGCGGAGGCGCGGGAGGGCUCGGAGGCUGUUCACACCCCCAGGCUCCACGUUCCCGCCGGCCCCAGCUCCAGCCCCCCAGCCCACCGCUGGGCGUGGUGGCAGGUGCCUGUAAUCCCAGCUACUCAGGAAGCUGAGGCUAGAGAAUCGCUUGAACCUGGGAGGUGGAGGUUGUGGUGAGCUGAGAUCGUACCACUGCACUCCAGCCUGGAAAACAAGAGAGAAACUCCAUCUCAGAAAAAAAAAAAAAAUAGCAUACCACCAAGCCAACUCUUCAUCUUAGUAUUCCAUUCAUUCAUUCAACAGUGCAAACAUGCUUAGACAAAGAAGAGAUUAACUUCAGUGGCUUCCCACUAAUUACAGAGAUUAAGAAGUGGCUGCCUGAACUAUUUUCCAAAGGAUACACAUUACAAAUUAUUGAAUAGGGCAGCUCACCAAGAAGAUCCUAUUGGUUUGGGGGGAACACAACUUCCAGCAGCCACAAGGGAUGCUGCUACUCAGGUGCCAACUGAAACAAGCUCCUCCACAGAAGGUUUCGUGUAGGUUUUGUGUCGUGAUGGGGAAACUGCAAAGCAAACUCAAACACAGCACUUAUAAAUACAGGCCUGAUGAAAUUAUAGAAGAGAGAAUUCAAACUAAAGCUUUUCAAGAAUAUAGCCCAGCUCACAUGGAUACCGUCUCUGUCGUGGCUGCUUUGAACUCAGACCUUUGUGUCUCUGGAGGGAAAGAUAAGACAGUUGUGGCCUAUAAUUGGAAAACUGGAAAUGUGGUGAAAAGGUUCAAAGGACAUGAACGUGAGAUCACCAAGGUAGCCUGUAUUCCCGAAUCCAGCCAGUUCUUCAGUGCCUCUCGUGACAGGAUGGUCAUGAUGUGGGACUUGCACGGUUCCUCACAACCAAGGCAGCAAUUGUGUGGCCAUGCCAUGGUGGUCACCGGAUUGGCUGUGAGUCCAGACUCAUCACAGCUGUGCACUGGCUCUCGGGACAACACCCUGCUUCUGUGGGAUGUGGUGACAGGACAGAGUGUGGAAAGAGCAUCUGUUUCCAGGAACGUGGUCACUCACCUGUGCUGGGUCCCCAGAGAACCAUACAUACUACAGACUUCUGAAGAUAAAACCCUCAGAUUAUGGGACAGUCGGGGGCUGCAGGUAGCUCAUAUGUUUCCUGCAAAGCAGCACAUUCAAACCUACUGUGAAGUCAGUGUGGAUGGACACAAGUGUAUCUCCUGCAGCAAUGGCUUUGGAGGAGAAGGCUGUGAAGCCACGUUGUGGGACCUAAGACAGACUCGAAACAGAAUAUGUGAGUAUAAGGGGCAUUUCCAGACUGUCGCAUCCUGCGUCUUUCUACCAAGAGCAUUGGCCUUGAUGCCUUUAAUUGCUACCUCAUCACAUGAUUGCAAGGUGAAGAUUUGGAAUCAAGAUACUGGAGGGGCUCAGCACAGGGAAGGAUCCAUCUCGGCUAGAAGCCAGGAGUCAAGGCGGGUCAGCGCACAGAGGACAGUGGAAUCCGAGGGGAUGGCAGGAGAUCAACUGGACCCAGAACAGAGGCCUGCAAGGAUGAGUGCAUUUGACCCCCUCAGAGAAAAAGCCAGAUGACUCACAGGAGAAAGACAAAGCAACCAAAGCUUCCCGGGUGUACAGGAAGUCCAAAGUCACCAGAAGGAAGAAGAAAACCUGAAACAGGGAGAGCUGGCCAAGCGCUGCUAAGACCUAUGCAAAUGAGACCCAC